Pantherophis guttatus is the source of this 942-nucleotide messenger RNA. Its product is annotated as olfactory receptor 5V1-like. The record is from RefSeq and is a predicted model, not a curated record. Gene Ontology annotation, cellular component: membrane. NCBI's taxonomy places the organism in Eukaryota, Metazoa, Chordata, Lepidosauria, Squamata, Colubridae. Gene Ontology annotation, biological process: G protein-coupled receptor signaling pathway. Gene Ontology annotation, molecular function: G protein-coupled receptor activity; olfactory receptor activity.
AUGGAUUCAUACAACCAAACACAGAGGACAGAAUUUAUCUUCCUGCCAUUCUCCAGCCUUCGGAGCCACCAGGUCCACCUUUUCUUGGUGUUCUUAGCUGCCUAUUUGGUCACUCUGUUGGGCAACUUCAUGAUCAUAAUCUUAAUUCUCCUGGAUUCCCGUCUCCACACCCCCAUGUACUUCUUCCUCAGCCAGCUCUCCUGCCUGGAUAUCUGCCUUUCUUCUGUGGUGGUACCAAAGAUCCUGGUGAACCUCUUACGCCAGCAGUACACCAUCUCCUACGAACAGUGCCUGGCACAAGCCUUCUUCCUGAUUGGAUUUGCGGGAUGUGAGCCUGCACUGCUGGCUGUCAUGGCCUAUGACCGCUACGCUGCCAUCUGCCAACCUUUGCACUAUGCCCACCUGAUGAGGAGCAAGUUGUGUGUCCAGCUGUCUGUGGCCAUCUGGCUCUGGGGCUUCCUGGACUCAGCCAUCCACACCGCUCUGGCCUCCAGGUUGGAGUUUUGUGGAAACAACAAUGUUCCUCAUAUCUUUUGUGAUGUUCCCCCAUUACUAAAAAUUGCCUGCAGUGAUAUCUGGGUCAACGAAUUGACCAAUCACAUCACCAGCAUCUUUGUGGGCCUCGGUCCCUUCCUCUUCAUCAUCCUGUCCUAUUUUUUAAUUUUGAUCUCUAUUUUGAAGAUUCGUUCUAACACCGGCAGGCACAAAGCCUUCUCUACUUGUGCAUCACACAUUGCUGUGGUAACUCUCUGCGUUGGAAAUGGAUACUUGAACUACAACCAGCCCAGUGCUGGCUACUCCAUAGAGACUGACGCGCUCAUCUCCACAUCAUUUUGCAUCGUCACCCCCAUGCUGAACCCCUUGAUCUACAGCCUCCGCAACAAGGAGGUGAAGGGGGCUCUGAGGAAGCUUCUCAGCUGCUGGAAGACAGCGUGGUAUUGA